Molecule: messenger RNA, 11188 nt
Organism: Salmo salar (Atlantic salmon)
Lineage: Eukaryota; Metazoa; Chordata; Actinopteri; Salmoniformes; Salmonidae
Gene: tet1
Product: tet methylcytosine dioxygenase 1
Biological process (GO): chromosomal 5-methylcytosine DNA demethylation, oxidation pathway; positive regulation of transcription by RNA polymerase II
Cellular component (GO): nucleus
Molecular function (GO): DNA binding; zinc ion binding; DNA 5-methylcytosine dioxygenase activity
Source: RefSeq, a predicted model, not a curated record
AGCUGAGUUGACUCGAUAGGUUGCAUCUGGGAGAGGAGGGAGAGAGGGCUGCCCUGAAGGGAUUGACACAAGAAGGAUUUACGCUUUAAAUUGUGUUGUAUCCAGUAUGGCUACAUGCAUGUUUUACACUAUCAAAACCCGCUUGAUAUAACAAUUAUUGCUAGAUUGUGUCAAUCUAUCAGUGUGGUAAAGAAGAACCAGACAUAUUUUCCGAGGGAAACCAAUACAAUGAUCGUCAGUGUCUAACAGGAGUGGAGUAUUAUUAGCGAUUCAGACAGUGCAACUGUCUCUGGUACUUGUACAUCUUUUUCAACAUGGUGGGAAAAUAACUCAGAAUUUUGGUGCCCCAAAAAAUUUAGGGAGAGAGAAAAAAAGUGAAAAUUGGAGCAGGGCUAACAACCAUUCACCUGGUUCCCAUGCCGACUGCCCCAUCUCCGCCCUCUCAUAUCAUACACUAUGCCUCCUACUCCCAAACCUCCUAAGAGACAACCCCCACCACUGACAAGGAAUGGCCGCAAGGUGAUACCCACAACAACCUCCACCGCCAAGAGACUGAAUUCCAGCAAGCCCAGAGGAAAAGCCUUUCAGAGUCCACAGUCAACUUUAGAGCCACCCCGAAGAUCCACAACCAGGACCCAGGCCCAGCCGGCCAGAAGCCCAGGGAGGAGUGGGGUUGGCAGGCUUGGCGGUCAGGGUCCGGGGGCAUCCCCUGGUAGGGUUAACCAUGCCCCUGUGGGUAUAACAGGAUCAGUGAGGCUAAGGAGCUGGGGUAAUCCUCUGCUCCAGCAUGGUGUGGGAGAGGACCCCCCUGGGCGCAGGAUAUCCUUAAGGGGCAUGGGGGGCGCCAAGCAGUUUCCUCCCCUGGCAAUAAAGCCUAGAACAGGAGGGAAGACAGCAAGGGGGAGGGGGGUGAGGGGAGGGAGGGGAGCGGUGGGUCAGAGAGGGAGCAAGAGCGGGAUUGAGAAAGGAUCUGAGGAGUCUGACACUGUUAGUGUAGACCCUAGUGAGAUUAACCAAGGGAAUAAAGUAUUUGGCCAUGUUGGUAAGGGCAAACUUCCUAACCUGAGGACUGAACUUGAUGAAACUACCUGUGUUGACCAGCAGGAGCUGGGAGUCGGCCAUGCUAGUGAGGGCAAACCUCGUAACCUGAGGACUGAUGAUUUGGCUAGUGAUGACAAACAGGAAGAGUUAGUUGCCCAUAAUGGUGAAACGGUUGGGGCAGACUCACACGAUAAGACUGUCAGCCAUAGUGGUGAGGGCAACCACUAUGACCUCGAUGAGCCCACCAGUGUUGACCAACAACAGGAAAAGCUAAUCAACAAUAUUGCUGAGGGCAAUUCUUUAAACCUGAGCCAUGAGCUUGGUGACUCUACCAGUGAUGACAGGCAGGAAGAGUCAGUUGGCCCUAAAUGUGAAGACAACGCCAAGAUAAACCUCGGAGCUGAGCAGAUUGAGAUGGAGCAAAGAGAGAGAGAUACCCAUGCAGGCGAGCAGAGAGGAGGGGAGAGGUUGGAGAAGGAAGGAGAGGAAACAGUGAAGCAGGAAGAAGAGAGAGAUGAAGAAAAGAAGGAAGCAGACGGUAAGCAGAGAGUGGAGAGAGUCAAGGUGAAUGAGACGGAGGAAAGAAAAGAGAAAAACGAGAGACAGAAGGAGGGAGAGGUUAUCAGCAGACCUUCAGACACAAGCACCAUUAUGUCUGUCGCUCAGCCCCAAAAGCCUACUCCGCAGGAUGACACGUUGAUGAUGCAAUCACCUGUCCAUGCCUCACCUGUCUCUGAACCAGCUACCUCAGAUCUGGCAUCACCCCCUCUCCUUCGUCUGCCCUCUCCGCCUCACCCCACAGUGUCACAUGGUAUGAAGGUUCUGAACCAAGGUGUUAAACCAAUCCAACCUACCAAAACUGUUGAAAUCCAUAAACCUUUAAAAGACCCAACUACUUGCCAUGAGACAUCACAGGUGAGCCCAAUGCAUCCAGUAUCACUAAGUCUCUCAGUUGCCUUCCUUAGUGAACCCCACAAGCCCCUGUGUGUAACCCCAGCAAAACCAGCACCCAGUCAGAGCCUAGAGAUCCCGAUCUCUCUGGAGGCUAGACAAUUUCUCAGACCAGUGGACGAAGAGACCAAAGAGUCAUCCAAUCACAGUAACACAAAAUAUAUGUCAUCUUCAUCAUCUGCAUCAUCUUCGUCACACCUGAACACGAACGCGGAGGUCCCCACCACUCUGUCUCAAUCAAACACAGACGUUAACAUCACUGUGUCUGUACCAGACCUAAGUCCAGUGCCAAAGAACCACAACAACAACCCAGAAGCGCCACCAUCAUCAUCAUCACUCCCAUACACAAAGAUAGACCUCUUCACCACUGGAUCUGCACCAGAUAAAGACACCGUGUGUGUCUCUGUAUCUGACCUAGGUUCUGUACCAAAGACUCACAACACGAACAACCAAGACGAGCCACCACCAUCACUCCCAUACACAAACACUGGAUCUGAACCAAACACAGACAUUGCAUCGGUCUCUGUAUCUGAUCUGGGUUCAGUGCCAAAGACCUCCUCCAUCCCUAACCAGGAGAGUUGUACCUCCAAAUUCUCCUGCAGCUCAGAGAGCACCCAAUCCUCCUACUCCUUCGACACAGAGUCAGAGCAAGGCUAUGGGGCCCCUAGCCCCCCUGGACACCCUAGCCUGGGCCCGAGACCCCUGGAGGAGGGCACAUCUCUGCCCCGACCUCCACGAGUCAACCAGAGGAGGGAGAGGAAAAAGAGGAGUAGUUGUGGAGGGUGUGAGCCGUGCCUGAGGAAGAUCAACUGUGGCCAGUGUAGCUGCUGUCUGAAUCGCAGGACUGGACACCAGAUCUGUAAGCUGAGGAAGUGUAUGGAGCUGAGGAAGAGGAGGCCCAUGUCACUGCUCGCACUAACAUCUGCUCAGGUGGCGUGCAAGGACGUGGCCAAAGGAGCGUUAAAGAAACCAGUUUCCACGGUGGUUCCAGAGGGCGUCGCAAUAAAUGGCAGAAGCCCUGUCCAGAUGGUAGAGGAAACAUAUACGGCAGAGGAGGAGGGUCACAUACCUCCCACACACCCCCAGACAGACCCUCACACACACCCUCCCCACGCCCACACUCUCACCCCAAUCCUAGAUGGCCGACCAGCAGUACUUAUCAAGAGAGAGCCUGGCCUGGAGGACACCAACGAUGCACUUCUUCUGCAACACCACUACUCUUCAUCUGGGACUUUUCACAAUGGUGCUGACGAAAACCUGUCUAAAGCCAACAGUGCUCCAGUGUCACCAGAGUCCCAAAAGACUACAAGACAAUUUGAGUCCCAAAGGACUACAAAAACCACAUACCCCAAAGGCAGCUCUGAGCCCAAUGAUGCACUUCCGGAUGACACCAUGGCCGUUCCUCUGAAGAAGAUCAAGUUGGAGGAGCCGUGGGUGUGGUCUACGGACCAGUCCUCCACCCUACUAGGGGGCAAUGAUGACGAUGUCUAUGUUGACGCUCUGUCCACACUAGCAGCAGUUGUGUGUUUUUCUAUCACAGACAGGAAGGGUCUGGAGGACAAGCUGUGUAGCUCCCAUUCCCCGGUGCUACACUCGUUAAAAACAGAGUUAAAAACAGAGCCGGAGGACUUUAAGGUUGACCUUCUCCUGAAAAGCACUCCCAUCAGUCCACGGAAAGGUCUUGACAUUAUUGUCAAACGAGAGCAACCCUCUCCAGAUCUCUCUCUGCCAAGCAUCCAGUCAUUGGUGCAAGAGAGGAAUAUUAGCCAUGACCAAGCUAUCGCUAUCGAGGCGCUAACCUUACUGGCAUCUAUCCCCCAAAACCCCCCAGAACCCUUAAGAAUGGACGCACAUGGUCAAAACCCCACCACACCUUCCAUGCACUUAUCCAGUAGAAACACCUCUCUCCAGGACGUCAAACCCCCUACAGGUUUCCUCCCCAACAAAGUUCUAGUCAUCAGCUCCCCUCUGCACCAGACCUCAGUCAUACGCUCCCCUCUGCACCAGACCUCAGUCAUCAGGUCCCCGGUGGCCAGACAGAGUCUUGUCAUCCAGUGUCAUUCCCGUAGUCCCGCCGCCACUGGCAAGCAGUCCCUACAGGACCUGCUAGAAGCCAGCUCGGACUGUGGCAGACUUCCCUACGACAGCACCGAGAGAGCAGGGCAACACCUGUACAGGAGAGCAGACCAAGACCUUGGUUCUCACCAUAACAGGUCCGAAGGCACUUUCAGAGAGCGGAAAGACAUGGAGAGGAAUAGUAAGGAAACAACAGAGAGGACGGUGGGUAAGAGCGGGAGGAACAGGGAUGAGGAAGAGGUGGCGGCUCAACUGGCCGAGUUGGCAUUCAUCAUCCAAUCACGUCACAAGCAGCAGGGUUUCCAACCCUCCCAGCACUCUGAGAACAACCCUCCCAGAGGAACUCCAGUCUCGGCCAUCAAGUACAACUACAAUUCCCAGCAUGCACCACCCAACAACAAGAAAAUCCCUGUGAGGAAACCAAGGUCCACGCCUUCCAAACCUAGGAAGAAGAAGGGGAUGGAGGGGGUUGAAGAGGAGGGCUACAACCCCAACAACAAGACCCCCCUAUCCAAACGGACACCCAACGGCAAGACCCCCCACAGAGCCAGGGUCCAGAAGGUUCUGCCCCAGCCGAAGACAUUGUCGCUCAGCCACAAGAGGAGCCUGUUCCUGCCUCAGACUCAAAUGGAUCUAAAGAGAUACCUGGCUGAGGCUCAGGAGGAACAACGGCAGCUCUUUUACUACAGCAACAGCCACAGUGGGGUCAAAUACCACAAAACCUCUGGAGCCGUCGAUCGUGGUCAAUGUCAAGGUUAUGGUCAUGACAACCAACAGUGGUCACAUUUGAACGGUGACCACAGUGGUCCUCUGAACGGUCACCUGGACCCUUUACAAGGACAAGGAGUUGGACAGGGACAUGAGUGUGAAAGACAAUUGUAUUCUCAGGUAUCGCAGCCCUUCGUUGGGCAGCAGCACGGUGCUAACCUAAAGGCUAGCUCCACUAACCCCAGUUUCACCAGUUUAGACUCUAACAACCACAGAACCGGGUUGAACAAUAGUUUACCCAACGGCUACUCCUCUGGGGGUCAACGGCAGGGGUAUUACAAGGUGGAGAGGUCCGGUCCGGUCACCAUCUUGUCCACGUCAACUGACGGCGCUUUGGACCUAUCGGAGGAGUUGACGCCAACCAAACACAACGUAAACAGCUUCCUGGAAUCGCCCCUCAUAUUCCUGGACACGCCCACUAAGAACCUGCUCAACACCCCGUCUAAGAAACUCUCUGAGAUCCCCUCCUGUGGCUGCAUGGAGCAAAUCAUAGAGAAGGAGGAGGGUCCGUACUACACUCACCUUGGUGCUGGACCCAGUGUGUCAGCCGUCAGAGAGAUGAUGGAGAACAGGUAUGGAGAGAAAGGGAAGGCAGUAAGGCUGGAGGUGGUGGUGUACACUGGGAAAGAAGGACGCAGUUCCCAGGGUUGUCCCAUCGCCAAGUGGGUGAUCCGUCGGGGCAGUGAGGAGGAGAAGCUGCUGUGUCUGGUGAGACACCGGGCAGGGCACCGCUGUGAGAGUGCCGUGGUGGUGAUUCUCAUCCUGGCAUGGGAGGGCAUCCCCCGGGGGGUGGCAGACAGUCUGUACCAAGAGCUCACCCAGACCCUCUGUAAAUACGGCUCCCCCACCAGUCGACGCUGCGCCCUCAACGAGGAUCGGACGUGUGCGUGCCAGGGUUUGGACCCAGACACUUGUGGCACCUCGUUCUCCUUCGGCUGCUCCUGGAGUAUGUACUUCAACGGCUGCAAGUUCGCUCGCAGCAAGAUCCCCCGAAAGUACCGCCUGCUGGGAGACAUGCCACAGGAGGAGGAGAAGCUGGAGAAUCGGCUGCAGAACCUGGCUACAGACCUGGGUCCUGUCUACCAGAGACUGGCCCCGGAGGCUUUCCAAAACCAGGUGGAUCAGGAGCAGGCGGGCCAGGACUGCAGGCUGGGUCGGAGGGCGGGCCGACCUUUCUCCGGGGUCACGGCGUGUGUGGAUUUCUGUGCCCACGCUCACAAAGACACACACAACAUGAACAAUGGCAGCACUGUGGUUUGCACUUUAACCAAGGAGGACAACCGUGCAGUGCGUAACGUCCCUGAGGACGAACAGCUCCACGUCCUGCCCCUCUAUAAGAUCUCACAGAGGGAUGAGUUUGGCAGUGCCGAUGGCCAGUGGGCCAAGAUCCAGACUGGGGCCCUGCAGGUGCUCUCAGCCUUCCCCAGAGAGGUGCGUCUGCUGGCUGAGCCGGUGAAAUCAGCCCGUAAGAGGAAGCAGGAGGCCAAGCUGAAGGCCCAGGCUGACAAACAAGCUGCAGCUCAGGACAGGAAGCCUGGACAGAGUCCACUAACCCCGGGCAAGGUCAAGACCGCCAACAAAGGUUUGAAAAGUGCUUCUUCAGCAGAUCAGUCCCCCUUGUUCAAAAGAGAGCCUCAGUCCUUCAGCUCUUACAGGCCAGGAAGUGUGGGUUUAUAUGUACCAGACUCUAACUCCCCUAGCGCUUACAACCACAGCACCCCCACCUACCCAACUCCUCCCGGAAGAUCCACACCAGGGAUGGAGGCUCUUUCCCCCCAUCGCCCCGGCCUGCCUGCCCCCCAGUACAGAGGGCCACCAGGGGCCCAGAGCAAUGGUUCCCCAUUCCAUUACAAGACAAUGGAAGAGGCUGUGGCUGUGAAUGAUUACUCCCCAGGACUCAGCAGAAAGCAGCUGGUGGACCCUGAGACAUGUCGGACCCCCCCAGGGAUGCCCCGGGGUGGCGACUACCCCCCCAGGAUUUUUAAAACAGAGCCCAACGAGGUGCACUGCUCCCCUCUCCUCAGACCCCCUCACAGCCACAGCACUCCUCCUCCCUCCUCCACCCACACCCACCCAGAGGGCCUCCACAGCAGACUCAAUGGGCUCCUCAGGGCGGAGGGGGAGGUGGGAGUCAAGGACGUGGUUAGAGGUCAUGUAGGUCAUGUUAUUCCUCACAGUGCCCCCCAUCCCCCUCAUCAGGCCCCUCCCCCUCUCUUCCCCAACCCAAAAGAGGUCAAACAGGAACAGGAAGAGGUGUGGUCGGACAGCGAGCACAACUUCCUGGACAGUGACAUCGGCGGGGUGGCAGUGGCUCCCUCCCACGGUUCCAUCCUGAUCGAAUGCGCCCGCCGAGAGCUCCAUGCCACCACCCCCAUCCUCCGGCCCGACCGCAGCCACCCCACCCGCAUCUCCCUGGUCUUCUACCAGCACAAGUCCCUCAACGAGCCCGACCAUGGCCUGCACAUGUGGGAGGCCAAGAAGGCCCGGAGGGAGCGGGAGAGAGAGGAGGAGGCUGAGAGGCUGGGGAUGGGCCUAGACCUGGAAGAGGUUAGCCUGGUCAAGGGGAAGAGGGGGAAUGGGGCAGGCGGUGAGAGUGUGGAGCCUGAGGAGGAGGUAGAGGAGGAGGGCCCGGAGGAGAAGAAGGGUGUGUUGACGGUUCCUACCCGGAAGGCGGUGACUGUCCCGCGGGAUGGAGUGGUCACUGUUUCCCCUUAUGCUCUGACACAGGUCACGGGCCCUUACAACCGCUGGACAUGAGAUGAUACUGUUAUGUACACACACACACGAGACGCAUACGACAAAUACAUUUGAACACACACCACCAUACACACACACACCACCCUGUGCUACUGCCUUACCUCAAUCAACAUUACACUUCUAGUCUCGUUAUGUGUUAUUUCGUUGUGAUACUUUUUCUAAUGUAUGUCUGUUUAUUUUAGUUUCUCUUUGUCUCUGCUUUCAAAGUGAUGAGGAAGACUAUCGUUUGUGGGGUUUUAACUGUGAGUUUUGGUAUUUGAUGAUAAAACAUUUUGGUCUGGUUUUUCAUGUAAAGAGAUGUUGCUCUGAACCAAUUUUUUUAACUGGUUUUAUAUAGGAAUUGAUUAAUAACAACAAACAAGAUGUGAUUAUUUAUUCUGAUUAUUUUUUUAUUUUUUUGGUGCAAGGCUAUUUACUGCAAUUUUACUGUCAACCAGCAUUUUACACUAGUAAACACUCAUGUUAAGUCUCUGUGGUCUUUGUUUCAGCCAAGAGUGCUCUUUUCACAAGAUGAGUUUUAACAAUGAUUGAUUUAUAUAAUGGUGCCAUUUGUAGCAGCAACUUUUGAUAAACAGACCACAUAUUACACAUUUGAAACAGUAUGUAGUUUUAUGUGAAAAUAAUGAACACAUGUAGCAUGGUGCUUUUCCUUCCCUUCCCCGUUCCUCUAUUGGUGGUCAUGAAGGAACAGUACUUCCCCGUUCCUCUAUUGGUGGUCAUGAAGGAACUGUACUUCCCCGUUCCUCUCUUGGUGGUCAUGAAGGAACUGUACUUCCCCGUUCCUCUAUUGGUGGUCAUAAAGGAACUGUACUUCCCCGUUCCUCUAUUGGUGGUCAUGAAGGAACUGUACUUCCCCGUUCCUCUAUUGGUGGUCAUGAAGGAACUGUACUUCCCCGUUCCUCUAUUGGUGGUCAUGAAGGAACUGUACUUCCCCGUUCCUCUAUUGGUGGUCAUGAAGGAACUGUACUUCCCCGUUCCUCUAUUGGUGGUCAUGAAGGAACUGUACUACCUUCGUUUUUGUUUUGGUCUGGAUAGUUUUACUCUUUUUGUUCAAUAUGAUGACAUAUUGAAAAAGCACUUUUUUAUAUUUCAUAACUUGAAAAAGGUCCUGUUCCAAUAUGUACAGAUCGAGAGAUAUAUCAGACAGCUUGUGUGAAACCUCUUCUCCUUUUUAUUCAGUAGUUUUGUGUUUAUUUGUAGUUUUUUGUUGUAGAAUGAUAAAUUACAUAUCAGUCUCACAGAAAACCAAGCUUACUAAGCAAUUGUGAAAUGCUGCAUAUAAAGAUUGUGUCAGAUUAUGGUGCUUAUUGUCAACGGCACUUCAUUUAUAUGAAUCUGGAUAAUCAUGUUUGUUCACUGUCUGGACUUCUAGAGUGUUUUAAAUAGGACAUGUUUUUAUACCGACAUAGCUUAAAAGACCACAUAAAACCUGUUCAGAAAUGGUUACUAUAUUACUGUAUAUUUGUUACUGGUGCUAACAAGGUCUGUACCCUCUUUUUAACUGACUAGGGCAUUGAUUGACAGUUAUCUUUUUCCAUAUGCUGAGUAUAAAUACAUUAUACAAGUGGAUACCAAACCAAUCAAACCCCUUUGUUGUUUCUCAUUGCCUCCUCUUCAAUUAUUGGGAGACGCUGCUCUGACAAACUAACACACUCCUCAGAUCGUUUCAUCUCCUCAGAUCGUUUCAUCUCCUCAGAUCGUUUCAUCUCCUCAGAUCGUUUCAUCUCCUCAGAUCGUUUCAUCUCCUCAGAUCGUUUCAUCUCCUCAGAUCGUUUCAUCUCCUCAGAUCGUUUCAUCUCCUCAGAUCGUUUCAUCACCUCAGAUCGUUGCAUCUCCUCAAAUCGUUUCAUCUCCUCAGAUCGUUUCAUCUCCUCAGAUCGUUUCAUCUCCUCAGAUCGUUUCAUCUCCUCAGAUCGUUUCAUCUCCUCAGAUCGUUGCAUCUCCUCAAAUCGUUUCAUCUCCUCAGAUCGUUUCAUCUCCUCAGAUCGUUUCAUCUCCUCAGAUCGUUUCAUCUCCUCAGAUCGUUUCAUCACCUCAGAUCGUUGCAUCUCCUCAAAUCGUUUCAUCUCCUCAGAUCGUUUCAUCUCCUCAGAUCGUUUCAUCUCCUCAGAUCGUUUCAUCUCCUCAGAUCGUUGCAUCGUCAUAAAUUGUAGGCUUAUCACGUAUUGAGUCUGACAGUAGACCUCCGCAGAUUAUAAACCUUCUUCUGAUAGGGGCAACCAUUUUGAGUAUUAAUUCAUGCUCACAUUAGUCAAUCAUAACCAUGUAAUAAUAGGCCCAUUCACUAAUACUCAGUGCUUUGCUGGGGUAGGAGCGAGCCGGAGCUGAAUACCAUUACCUCAAAUGUUCUACAGCUUGAGCUCCUGUUCCUCUUAUAGAUUAUUAGCUCAAAAGUAUUGUGGAGCUCCUGCAAAAUACAUAUAAACAGUACCGGCAUCCAAAAGAGGUACCGACACCUAGUGCAGUCCAAGUCAAGCACUGCUACUAAUGUAAUCGAUUAGGCAUCUGUUGUAUUGAUCUGUCUUAGCAUAUGAUGAAUCUAAAUCAGCUCAACGCAGAUAAAGAUUUCACUGGUGCUUUCAUUUUACUAAUACACAGAGCUGGAAAUGUUUGUUUGGUUUUUGUCAUCUUUAUUUUCUGUUGUUUUUCUCUUUGUUUCUCAGGUGUGAGUGAGGUUGUUAAUUUACCCAGUCUUCAACAAAACUAGGGCAUUACCCAGGCUUCAACCCAACUAGGGCAUUACCCAGGCUUCAACCCAACUAGGGCAUUACCCAGUCUUCAACCCAACUAGGGCAUUACCCAGGCUUCAACCCAACUAGGGCAUUACCCAGGCUUCAACCCAACUAGGGCAUUACCCAGUCUUCAACCCAACUAGGGCAUUACCCAGGCUUCAACCCAACUAGGGCAUUACCCAGGCUUCAACCCAACUAGGGCAUUACCCAGUCUUCAACCCAACUAGGGCAGACAGUCUCCUAAAAAACUCUCUUGUCUUCCAAUAAUGUCUUUAACAGAUUCACAAAGUCAAACCAUAUACUUAGACCUUUCCUCUGAGAUAAGUAUGUUGACACAUAGAUUGAAUACAUUUUAUACAAAGUAGAAAGGUAUAUACAGUACAUAUAUAGUCUAUUACAUUAUAUUGAAUGUAGGCCGUUGCAAGUUACUGUUGUGGUAGAAAACAGUCACUUUAAAAUGUUUCCACCUUUACAUAAGACAGUUUGUAAGAAAAAUAUUAUCCUGUAAACUUUUGUAAUUGCUUCACUUGAAGAUUUCUCGGAUCUUCCUUUAUGUGUGACUUGAAAAAUGUAACUUACAUCAAGGAGGAAAAACUAGCACCAGCAUUUAAAACUCAAGGUUUUUAUUGGAAUAAUACUAUAUAAAAUACACAUCAUGUGAAACGGACUGUUUUUCCUGUACUAUUCAUGGUUUGUAGAUAACGAGCAGUUUUGAUAUUUUGAAACUGAUUGCCAAAAUUACUGUACAUAACUGAAAGGUGUGUAUAUCAAUUUGACAGACUUGAAAAAAAUACUAAAUUCAGCAUUCCUGUCAAUGGCUGCCCUCUGGUGAUUUUGAAAUAAAGAUGUAUUUAUAUUUUGGA